Molecule: messenger RNA, 3045 nt
Organism: Notothenia coriiceps (black rockcod)
Lineage: Eukaryota; Metazoa; Chordata; Actinopteri; Perciformes; Nototheniidae
Gene: inpp5ja
Product: inositol polyphosphate-5-phosphatase Ja
Exons: 13
Coding region: 485-2767 (760 amino acids)
Biological process (GO): negative regulation of peptidyl-serine phosphorylation; phosphatidylinositol dephosphorylation
Cellular component (GO): plasma membrane; ruffle; cytoplasm
Molecular function (GO): phosphatidylinositol-4,5-bisphosphate 5-phosphatase activity; phosphatidylinositol-3,4,5-trisphosphate 5-phosphatase activity
Source: RefSeq, a predicted model, not a curated record
GAGUGCACAGAGCGAGGGAGGGAGGGAGAGAGAUGGGUGGCAGAACGGCCGGUGUGCUGGAGGUGGAUGACCAAGAAGUGCUCAUCUGCUCCGGCCAGCUGUAGACGGUAGAGACAGUGAUUAGUAGGAUGAGUUAUAACCAGCCGUCGUGUCGUUGUUUAUAGGCUACAUAAAGAUGAAACACACCGGAAACAUCAACCGUGACCGCCUCCCCCUGUCCUGACAGCCGGAGUCCUCUGCACCGACACGGACACGCUCGCUGCCCGCGGUACCGACGGGGAGCCUCGGUCCUGCAGGCGGGCUGCUGCUGGGUCUCCGGACCGAACAUCUAAAAAUCCCAAACCUUUUUAUGUGACAGCUCUGUCGCGUUGAUAGACGUGUGAAAAAACAAAGGAGACUGAUGCUGAUCCCUUCUGUGAAAUCACCUUCGCGGUUCACCUUGGAAAUAAGAAAGUAAAAAAGGAAAACGCAUGAAAGGUUGAUCAUGCAGCAGCAACCAAUCAGCACCGACCAUUUUGGGCCCAACAUGCAGCCUGGACCCUGUGCGUUGAUCGGAUUCGGUCCUGGUUUACUUCCACAGCUCACAACCCAGGAACCAAUGCUGUUCAGCCAAUCAGAGGAGCCCAAGAAACAGUCUUUAUUGAGCCCCAUGCAGGCUGUCAGAGUGACUAACGAAAUGCAGUCAGGGUACCCAAAGUCUGGGUCCACUGCAGCGACACUGAUGAGCAUAAGCCGCCCGAGACCCACCGCUUUGGGAACAAAACCUGCUUAUAAGUCUCCCAGAAUCUUAGAGGACCUCUCCAAGAAAAUAGAUUUGAUCCCGGUUUGUAUCCCAGGACCUCAGAGUGCCAACCACACGUCACAUUCGCAGACUGAGGCCUCCCUCUGCCGCCUCAGUCCUCAGAGCCCCCGCAGCCCUCAGCCUUUCACCAGCCAGCCUUACCUGAGCUCCUCCAACACCCUCAGCCCUCAGCCACAGAGAACCCCCUCACCUGGGGGCUCCUCACCGAGCCAAGAGCAGCCCAAGAAGCCAGGAGAGAACAAUGACUUCAGGGUGUACAUCGUCACGUGGAAUGUGGGGUCAGCUGUCCCGCCAGAUGACAUCACUUCUCUGUUCGGACCAAAUGUUUCAGAUGGGAGCGUUGACAUGUUUAUCAUCGGAUUCCAGGAAGUCAACUCCAUGAUAAACAAGCGGCUAAAGGAGGCUCUUUUUUCAGACCAGUGGAGUGAGCGUUGCAUGGAUACACUCAGUCCUUUUGGAUAUGUUUUGGUGGCGUCCCAGCGUAUGCAGGGAGUGCUGCUGCUGGUUUUUUCCAAAUGGGGCCAUCUUCCCUUCCUCAGAGGUGUUCAGACAGAGAGUACGCGCACAGGUCUUGGGGGAUAUUGGGGGAAUAAAGGGGGCGUCAGUGCGAGGAUGACGAUGUUCGGCCACCCGGUGUGCUUCCUCAACUGUCACCUGCCCGCUCACAUGAGGAACCUGGAGCAGCGCAUGGAGGACUUUGAAAGCAUCCUGCAGCAGCAGCAGUUUGAAGGAGGCACUGCCACGGGGGUGCUGGACCACGAUGUCGUUUUUUGGUUUGGGGAUUUAAAUUUCCGUAUUGAGGACUAUGACAUCCAUGUGGUGAAAUGUGCCAUCGAGAGCAGUAAGCUUCCUCUUCUGUUGGAGCGAGAUCAGCUGAACAUGGCUAAAAACACAGAGUCUGUCCUUGAAGGCUUCCUUGAGGGACCUUUACAUUUCCCUCCUACUUAUAAGUUUGAUGUGGGCACUCACACGUACGACACCAGUGCGAAGAAGAGGAAACCGGCCUGGACAGAUCGCAUCCUCUGGCGCACUCGUCGCACCGGCUCCCCAGCUCCUACCCACAAUGCAGCACUGCAGCGGGGUCUGACCUCCUGGCUGGGUGGAGCGACUAAAGUGACACAGCAUGUGUACAGAAGUCACAUGGGCUACACCAUCAGCGACCACAAGCCUGUUUCUGCUGUGUUUUCACUGCAUUUCCCAUUCAAGGUGGAUAUGCCCCUGGUGGAGCUGCAGGUAAACAAGGAGUGGUGCAAAGUCUCAGAAGCUACAGUUCGAUUCACAGUUGCAUCGACUUAUCAGCGCAGCUCGUGGGACUGGGUAGCAAUAUACAAGGUUGGAUUCAGACAUCACAAAGAUUACCAGGCAUACAUAUGGGCCAAGGGAGAGCAUACAACACAGGUGACAUUUUCGGAUGAGGAUUUGCCGAGAGAUGAUGGUGAAUACAUCCUGGGCUACUACAGUAACAACAUGAACAGCAUUGUUGGGCUGUCAAUGCCAAUUCAGAUCAGGAUCCCCAUCCACAGCCCCACCGCGCGUCGCUCCAGCAGCUCGGAGGUCAGCUCAGAAGACGACAGCACUCUGGUCCUGCUGGCUCCGUGCUCCCGCAGCCCCAGCCCCAAAAACGGCAAACACCACCACCGCCAUCGCCGCAGCCGAAGCCCCGCCCCCCCUGCUCUCACCUCCAACCCCCUCCCCUCCCUGCAGGGCCUCAGCCUCUGUCCUCGCUCCAAAGAAGGACAGACUCUCUCCCCCUCAUCUGCUGCUAAGAAGGAGCGACUGGUCUCGCCCGACACUGUGUUGUCCCCCACCAUCAGCCCGCUCACCCCCCGCAGCCCGGUGUCUCCGGGCAGGGGGGUGACUGCACCCGAGGCUCUGAUAGCUGCCAUCCUAGGUGAACACAGACCAGCUCAGGUUAGCCCCACAGGGGUCAAGCACAUAGGAAAGACAGGGAAAACAGACACAUAGAAUAUGAACAUCUAUUUUUAAAGGGAUGCUUCACACAAAGAAAGGCCAUUUGUGUAUCAAUAAUUCACCCUAUGUUAUUUUGAAUUAUUAAAGACAAUGUUUCUCUUCCAUGCCUUUACAUUAACCUCAAAAACGUUUUUUAGUCAUGAAGAAACUGAUUUCAAUGUUUAAAACACAGCAAAACGAUAUCAACAUUUCCGUUGACGAAAACACUUAAAGGUGGGGUAGGUACUUUUGGAGAAACCAGCUCGAGUGUGCUAGAAUUUGAAAAUACACAG